GAGAGAUCGGUGUAAGCCCUGAUCUUGAUCCUUGUCGGUGUUGUUCGGAGUUUUGCUCAAGUGCCAACUUAGCAGGUGGCGGCUGGAAGCAGUGUUUCGGCAUGUGUCACACGGAUGACGAGCUGGUCUUUGAAAACGUGGGUUUGCCCAAUGGUUCUCAAGCACCUGCCGGAAACAAUUUCCCUGAUCUCUUCACACCUGCCGAAGGUGUGCCUGCAACUGCAGCAGUUGUUGAUGGACACUUUGCACCUGCAAUGGACAAAGAUCUCUCCGCACUUUCAGUCAGCUUUGAAAGGGGCACUUCUACACCAGCCACCAGCCGCGGGCAAGGUGUCUUCGCAUCAGGCUGCGAGCAAGGGAAGACCAACACCAGCAGGUCAUUUGGUUGUGAGCGUGACAUGUCUGCUGGAGAUUCCCGCACCAGGCAUUUGAAGCGACAUCUCUACAUGAAGUCCUUCUUGCGAGCCAAUGGCUUUCGCGGUGCCAAUACUGCUCGUCCGGGGCGUUUGGCCUGGUUGGGCUGCGUUCGAGGAGAGACCGUGUAUCCCAUUCAGAUUGCUGCGAUGAACGGUGAUGAUGAACUCGUGGAGAUUCUCCUGGAGGCUCGCGUGGACCCGAGGAAAGAAAGUUCGUUCGGGCGGACUGCCUUGGACUUUGCAGAGGAGGCCAACAUGUCUGGCUCGCACGAUCGAGUGAUUCGCUUGUUGGGCACCUGGCAGGUCGACAAGUGAGAUCUGCAGAACUCUUCGAAUGGAUCUACGCCUGGAUCCAGUCGGAGUGGGUGUAUACAGCGAGUAGUUGGUCCUUCUGCGGGCCUAUGACUCACAUGACCGUGAGUUGUGGACUGCUAACCUGUCCGAGCACAUAAGGUUCCAG
Durusdinium trenchii is the source of this 876-nucleotide messenger RNA. The record is from the annotation of a GenBank genome assembly. Lineage: Eukaryota; Dinophyceae; Suessiales; Symbiodiniaceae.